AUGCCCCCUUCUUCCACCCCAUCCAUUACCUUUACUCCUCAUACCCAGCGAUUGGCCAUCCGAGCCGCCUUGGCCUUCUUCGGAAUCCUGGUCAUUCGAGCGUUAUUCUUCUCUUCAAACUCGCCAUCAGAGGAGAUUCAAUCGCACGGUGUUUUCGAGAGGGUAUUGAUGAAUGACAAGUAUCUCGACGUAUCAAAAUAUCCUUUCCUGCAAUCAAGACAAGGUAGAGAUGAUCGACCAGAUAUGUUUGACCAGGAAGUUUCAGAAGGUUUAUUAGAUUUCUGGACUAGAUUUCAGAAACCUUUCAUCACUGGAAAGGAUACUGCUCAUCUGGAUACUCAAGUGAUGAGAACGGUGAUAGAUGAUUUAUUACAAUUCAACGGAUGGGUAGCAUCAGCUUGUCCAACAUUGGUUAGACCUUUUGGACAAAAUAGUAGAGAUGAUCAUUAUGAAGAUUUGGCUUCGAAAGAUCAUCUUUACUACAUCGCUAUCGUUAUCCACUCCGCAGAUCAUUUCUUAGUGGAUCAAUUGGCAAUCAUCGUUCAAUUAGCAAGAAGAUUAGGUACAAGGAAUAUAUUCGUAUCGAUGUUAGAUCAAGCUUCGACCGAUUCCACUCCUACUCUAGCAGAUCUGUGCGAAGCGGUCAUGACUAUCUUAGGUAUAGCAUUUAGAAUCAGAAGAGUUCCACCUAUGACUGUUGAUCCGGCGGCCACUUAUUACCCAUUAGAGGAAGCGGAGGCUAGAAACCUGGCUUUGGAACCUUUACAUGAACUCUGGCAUAGAAGAUCGAUCAAGUUCCACAGAGUAGUUUGGUUGAAGGGUUUCACUUGUCCUAAUGAUGUCUUAGAAAGUUUGAGGGUUAGUGAGGCGAACAACGCGGCGAUGGUUUGUGGAAUGGAUUGGGCAGAACAUAAUGGGUUCUUCAUCUUCUCUGAUCGAUGGAGAACUCGAGAUAUCGAAGGUAACCUCUUCCGACAAGCCAAAUCCAACUCUAAACCCGAAGCAGGUCCACCACGAGAUAAGACCGGUACCGAGCGAUUCACCCACCAUUUACCAUUCCAAGUAUACUGUUGUGAAUCCGGUACUCACGUCGUCGAUCCUGAACAAUCAUAUUAUCGAGAUAUCCACUAUCGAGCAUCCCCCUUAUCUCACAACUUGUCCACUACGCAAGAACAACCUAACUGGGAUCCCGAAAUGGCCUGUAUGGAUUCUACACAGAUGUGGUUCUGUCGGGAUCUAUGGACGGACGCUGCUAGAGGUGGUUUGAAAGGCGGUAAGAAGGGUCAUCAGAAAUUGACUGGAGCACACAAAAGGGAUUUAUCUGAACAUUUCGAUGUCCACCAACGCGAUUUGGGACUGGAAGCUGAAUCCGCAGUUCAGUGGGGUAAGAGGGAUGAACCGAAAGUUGAAGAACGUGCUGAAGGAGGUAAAGAAGAUGAAGAUUCAGGUACGGAUGUAGAUGCAAUGGCUGAAGAUGCUGCCAACCCUGCACCAGAACCUUUAAAACCCCAAGAACUUCCUGCUUCAGCUUUCCUCAUUCCCAACUCUGCUUUUACCCCUGCUAGGAUAUUGGUCAACCCCCGAUGUAUUACCACCUAUGGUGGUGUAUCACAUACUCAAUUGGCACUGGAUCUGUUUGGUGGACCGCACGGUGAUGAUCCAGCUCAUGAUUCUGGUAACUACGUAUUGGAAGAUUGGGCUGGUCCACCAGAUUCAUUCGUGUGUCAGGAAAUGAGGACGACAGGUGGUAGGACAGCACCGAAAUCUCAAAGAAGAGUUGGAUUCUUAUUGCAGAAUGAGGUCGGAAUCUAG
Kwoniella botswanensis is the source of this 1812-nucleotide messenger RNA. RefSeq lists its product as uncharacterized. Bases 1 to 1812 code for a protein of 603 amino acids. The record is from RefSeq and is a predicted model, not a curated record. The transcript is spliced from 3 exons. Lineage: Eukaryota; Fungi; Basidiomycota; Tremellomycetes; Tremellales; Cryptococcaceae.